Messenger RNA from Monopterus albus (swamp eel), 796 nucleotides. RefSeq names its product NHP2-like protein 1. NCBI's taxonomy places the organism in Eukaryota, Metazoa, Chordata, Actinopteri, Synbranchiformes, Synbranchidae. The record is from RefSeq and is a predicted model, not a curated record. The coding region runs from base 212 to 598 and encodes 128 amino acids. The transcript is spliced from 3 exons. Gene Ontology annotation, cellular component: nucleolus; ribonucleoprotein complex. Gene Ontology annotation, molecular function: RNA binding. Gene Ontology annotation, biological process: ribosome biogenesis.
AAGAAAGCAUUUCCUGUUUCAGUGCGCAUGUGCGUUGGCCUACACGUGUGGUAAGCGUUUGUAAGAAAACUCAUUAGUUUCGUAGCACUACAAAGAUACAGCACAAGAAACAUCUCUCUAGUCUUGUUUUCCUUUCCAAGCCGAGUGAAAGAAAUAGUCCUCCGUGAAGCAUUUCGCCGAGAGGGCCGGAAUAAAAGAAAAUCAAUUCAAAAUGAGUGAAGCUCAAGUGAACCCAAAAGCCUACCCGCUGGCUGACGCCACGCUGACCAAAACCAUCCUGGACCUGGUGCAACAAGCUUCAAACUACAAGCAGCUGAGGAAGGGGGCUAAUGAAGCCACAAAAACCUUGAACAGAGGCAUUGCUGAGUUUAUUGUAAUGGCUGCUGAUGCUGAACCACUAGAGAUCAUCCUCCACCUGCCACUGCUCUGUGAGGACAAGAAUGUCCCGUAUGUGUUUGUCCGCUCUAAGCAGGCCCUAGGACGGGCCUGUGGGGUGUCGCGCCCCGUCAUUGCUACCUCUGUCACCAUAAAGGAGGGGUCUCAGCUCAAACCGCAAAUUCAGUCUGUUCAGAUGGCUAUUGAGAGACUUCUCGUGUGAUAAUUGUUGCACUGCUGUGACAAAGUAUCUUUGAACAGAUUGAAAAAAGAAUCCCGUUUUGUGUUGGAUUAAAUAAAAAACUGUUGUUAUGCAUGGAAAUUAAUUAUAACUUUUAUUUUCUAGGAUUAUGACUUCACUUUGGUGUUAUCAGUGUACAAUGGCAUUACCUGGUCCAAAAUGAAAACAUUUUUUUUUAAA